This is a messenger RNA of Chelmon rostratus (copperband butterflyfish), 2790 nucleotides long. RefSeq names its product ribosomal protein S6 kinase related b (gene rskrb). The transcript has 13 exons. The coding region runs from base 159 to 1520 and encodes 453 amino acids. The record is from RefSeq and is a predicted model, not a curated record. Gene Ontology annotation, biological process: protein phosphorylation. Gene Ontology annotation, molecular function: protein serine/threonine kinase activity; ATP binding. NCBI's taxonomy places the organism in Eukaryota, Metazoa, Chordata, Actinopteri, Chaetodontiformes, Chaetodontidae.
AGCCGCACAUUUUUGAUACAAAGUGUUGGUUAGCGCUCUCUCAAACCUUUAGUGAGUCUCGUGUGUCGCGCAUGAAGCUGUGGAUAGGUAACCGCGGGGUGCCUGGAUGAGGACCAGGUGUCGCACUGAGGUUACAGUGCUGAUGUCCUGUCACACCGAUGGGGGCCGACGGCAGUAAAAACAGGAAGAGGCCGGCUGAAGGGCAGGAGGAUGAGGACUUCUCAUCUGGAUGGCGUGGUUUCCUCUCCAGCAUGGGUCUAUCUAUCCCAGCAGGCCUCUGUCGCCUGGCCCCGCCCGCCCUGCGUCUGGGCCAGCAUCGAAUGCUCCAAGGCAAGGCCCCCGACAUCCCGGAGCAUGUCCUGAGGUUGGCGGGAGUCGGCCCAGACAAGCUGAGAGCGGAGUGGAGCCUGCCGGGCUUCAUCGCCAUGUUCCUGCCUGAAUUCCCCCACAAAACUGUGCCUGGGCACGAACACUUUCAGGUUUUGAGUUACAUCGCCAAAGGUUCAUUUGGACCCAUCCUGAAAGUGAAGGACAAGACCAAACAGAAAACAUAUGCUGUCAAAGUCAUACCUAAAUCAGAGAUUCUAAGACUCGGGGUCUUGGAGCAGUCAAAAGAAGAAGUUAUAGUCCAGCGUCAGGUUCGCCAUCCGUUUGUCCAUGACCUCCAGGACUGCUGGCAGACUCAGCGCCACCUCUACAUUAUGUGCGACUACUGCAGCACAGGAGACCUGUACACCUACUGGCAGAUGAUCGGUCAGUUCACAGAGGACACUGUACGAGUGUUUGCAGCGGAGUUGGGAUGUGCGCUCGGCUUUCUGCACGACUUUGGGAUCAUCCACCGAGAUGUGAAGAUGGAGAAUAUCCUGCUGACAGACAACGGACACCUCCGCUUAGCUGACUUUGGUUUGUCCCGUCGCCUGGAGAGAGGAGGAAGAGCUUUUACCAUUUGUGGAACCAUUCAAUACAUGGCCCCAGAGGUGCUGAGUGGCGGACCCUACAACCAUGCAGCCGAUUGGUGGUCGCUGGGAAUUCUGCUUUUCUCAUUGGUUACUGGGAAGUUCCCCAUGCCUCCAGAAUCAGACCACUGCAGUAUGCUGAGGAAAGUGAGGAGUUUCCCUUAUGAAAUGCCCCUCAGCUUCAGCCCCCCACUGGCCUUGCUAAUAACUGAGCUUUUGUGCAAGACCCCCUCCCGCCGACUGAGGACCCUUGAGCGUUUCAAACGGCAAACCUUCUUCCACGGAACAACCUUUGACCUCGCCCUGUUGCAGCGCCAGCCGGUGGAGGUGAUCCUGGAGCUCAGAGAGAGACCCGACCGAGCCGCCAAAGCUCGGCGAGGCCUCACUUUGUCCCUUCAGCCUCUCAAGGGAUUCGACUACGACUCGUUCCUCAGCCCUCCCGCCACACCGGACACACAGCUGGAUGCCUGCACGCAGACUCACACAGCUGCCCCGCUGCCUGGCCCCGUACUCGCACUGCAGCCUACUCAGGAAAAAGGCCCACGCAGAGAAGUGUUCGUGUGACAGACUUUGAGUUGACAGUAUGGUAACUAACACAAUGAGGCAAAGGCCUACAUGUAUGGAUUUCUGCACACUUGUUCACUCUUACACACAGGUGUGGUGCGCCUUGUAAAAUGUCUUAUUUAGUAAAAGCCAAAACAGCUGAUUCCGAUUUAAUUGGAUCAAUAGUUUAGAAUUAAAUGAUUCAUUUGAAUAAAGAACACCACUUCCCCACUUGUAUUGGCACAUUUCAUGGGGUUUUUGUGAUGUACUGGACACUUUUUUUGUUACUUGUUUGCCUUUCUCCAAUGAGCACCUUUUCAAGCCAACUGUAUUUGCUCAAAAGUUGUGCAAGAAAGAUUGCACUAUUGUCCAUUACUUUCAAUUCCCCACUAUCUGGUCAUGGUUGCCCCCUGUUCAUGCAUAAUGUUCAACUGCUAUCAAAUUCACCCCACAUGGAAAGGUCAUGCUGGUUGAAGACAAAGCACUGAAUUUCUUUCUUUCUUUUUACAAUCAGUUAUAUUUAGUUCAGUUGAAAUCAAACCAAGCCCCUUGGUUUGAAAUGAGUGUAUUUCUGAGCUUCUGCCUUCAUUCUCAUGUAUGAUUAUGAAACCGUUUUGGCAGAAGUGGACGAAACUAACUCCUUGCCUCAUUUUCUGAGUUGUUCUACUGCAAUUUUUACUAUAAAACCUGCUCUGUUCCUUAAUUAAUGCUGUGAUAUAACCUUCCCCAAACUUGACCUCUGCUUACUACAUUGUGUAGCGGCAGAAACGUCUCUCCUCCUGCUCUCUUCCUGUACUAUAGAAUAGUCAUUCAUGCAAGCGUCACCACAUCAGAUUAAGACGUGUACAGGUCGACAUUUGCUUUAGUUUGAAUCAUUUAUAACCUGUGACUCAGGAGAGCACUUGCUGUUUUUUUUUCAGGUCAGCCUUGAUUUUGACUCUGAGAUGGCAGCCAGGUAUACAGCUCUGAACUGGGGCUGUAAGGGUUGAAUGAACAACAGCAUUUUUUACCUCCAGUUAACAUUUUGAUAGAUACUGGGCUUUUUCUAUUGUCCAAGGCUGCCGUAACCCUAUCAAGUAAACGCACCCUCAUGCACUUACCUGUUCAUCAGAUUAUAUUAUGAUUUUUGUAAAGUAUGCCCUGGUGUGUACCCAGAAUGCCUCACACGUGUCACCCUGAGCUUGCUUUGUUUGUCACAAAAAAUACUUAUUUAUAAAUUCCUCUUUAUAAAGUUUAUAUGAAUAUUUUGGAUGCUACUUGAUGUUGUAUGUUAUGUUACAAUGUAUUUUUG